This is a messenger RNA of Aureococcus anophagefferens, 1434 nucleotides long. RefSeq lists its product as hypothetical. The record is from RefSeq and is a predicted model, not a curated record. NCBI's taxonomy places the organism in Eukaryota, Pelagophyceae, Pelagomonadales, Pelagomonadaceae. The coding region runs from base 1 to 1434 and encodes 477 amino acids. The transcript has 4 exons.
AUGUUCCGGGCCACUGUGGAAGAAACUGAGAGCACUUCGCCGUUAGAAGUCGGGGUCGGCGGUCUCGAAAAGUCACUCCAUGUCGAACGAGAGGCAGCAGAAGUCGAACGCGCCAUGGUGCGAGCCUUGCCAGCGCGGGUCGCGCUGGAGGCCUUUCUCGCGGCGGCGGCGGGCUUCACGGAUGACCCGCCCGCGCGCGACGCCUUCGCAGUGGUGCUGCGAAGUUUGACUGGGGAGAUAUUUGGCGGGGACUUGCCUCGGGACGUGAGGAAGUUUUCGCCAGGGCUGCAGAUGGAUUACAUCGGCCGAGCGGUGAACCAGUUGGUGCGUGAGAAUUAUCUGCAGCUGGUUGUGUUCCCUGAUUUUGAGGCAGCUGUGGCGGCGCUGUCGCAAGCGGUCCAGCGCCGAGCUGCAGACACGGGCUCCGAGUUUUCGAUUUGUGACGAGUCGCGGGCACCUGACUUGGUCGAGGGUGAUUUUCGGGUGAAUGAUAAGGAGUUGAAUGCUCCUGUUACUGUGGCAAUGUUGGAUGCGCGAUUGGAUGCGCGAGAUGCGACCAACAAGCGAGACUUUGAGACGAUGCUGAGCGAUAAUAAUACAGUGUAUGCGGAUAUCAACGGUAAGUGGCGCGAGGUUAAUGUCUUGUGCCACCGCGGUGGGAUGAUCUGUGUGGCGUGGACUGGCGGUGAGUCGCAGCAACGGCACAGUAUGGAUUUGCCGCGGGGCAAGGUCCGGACGCUUGAGGAGCAUAACGAUCUUAAAGGGCGCUUCAUUAUUCGGCAGUUUCCCAUGCUUAUGCGCUUCUUCGGCACCAUCGGAGAGGUAGAGCAGCAUCAGUACAUCAGAAUGUUGGCAAGCGGAGUUAAGUCCGUUGCCGGCGACGCCUAUACCCUUGACGUCAAAGCGGCUGCGGUGGAGCGGGCUAUUUCGAGCAUCGGGAUGAGCGAAGAAAUGAUAAGCGCGAUGUUUGCAGACGGCCCGCAGGCGCCUCAGCAGGCGGUGGUUGGUCACGUCACCGCCAAGCUGGCUGAGGCCAUCAGAGCGCGGGCUGGGCAGGAGGGUAUUCUCUGCCAGCCAUCCAGCGCCGACGAUGCGCGCAUACAUCGACGCGGACGUGGCCCGGCAGCCUAUGGGGCCGACCAUGAGGAGAACAAAUCUAUGCAUGAUCCGACACUAACGAUGGUUGAACGAUAUCUGACGCUGCGUUUGGCAUGUUCCGGGCCACGGGAGGAGAAAUUGAGAGCACUUCGCCGUAGGAAGUCGGGGUCGGCGGCCCUAAAAAAUUACCCCAUGUCGUGCGAGGCGAAGGAUUGUAGGGCAAUUCUUAGUGUACUUUCCGCCAGAAUUAGUAUAGGCGCUUGUCAAAUCCUAACGGGAUUUCAAAUUUCACAUUUCUACAAUUUUUUAGAGAAGGGUUGUAAUCGGGGAAAUUAG